This is a messenger RNA of Pelagomonas calceolata, 709 nucleotides long. Lineage: Eukaryota; Pelagophyceae; Pelagomonadales; Pelagomonadaceae. The record is from the annotation of a GenBank genome assembly.
GUGUGAUGGCUGUACACUAAGGCUGUCUCUCAGGAGCUUAGCCGAGCGUGCAAUCACUGGCUGAACUAGGGCUGUGUGCUUAGUCCUCGUGCAAUCACUGAUUGCACCAUAACGUGCAACUGCAGCGGAUCAUGCGCCUCGUCCUCGCGCUCUGCUGCGCGGCCCAUGCCUUCGUAGGGCCCCACCGCAGCGCCCCACCACGGCUCCAGGCCACGGCCCAGGAGAUCUCGGCGAAGACGGAGGGCACGGAGACGAUCUUCUCGCUCGAGGAGGUGCAGAAGAUCCUGCCGCACCGCUACCCCUUCGCGCUCGUGGACAAGGUUAUCGAAUACGAGGCGGGCAAGAGCGCCGUGGGCGUCAAGUGCGUGACCUUCAACGAGCCCCAGUUCACGGGCCACUUCCCGGACCGCCCGAUCAUGCCGGGCGUCAUGCAGAUCGAGGCGUUGGCGCAGCUCGCGGGCGUCGUGUGUUUGCAGAUGGAGGGCGCCGAGCCGGGCGCCGUCUUCUUCUUCGCGGGCGUCGACGGCGUCAAGUGGAAGAGGCCCGUCGUGCCCGGCGACACGUUAGUUAUGGAGGUCGAGAUCACGAACUGGAAGGCCAAGUUCGGCAUCGCCAAGGCGACGGGCCGGGCCUACGUCGACGGCAAUUUGGCCGUCGAGGUCGGCCAGAUGACCUUCGCCCUCGCCAAGUAGUACUUACCAAAAUAAGA